CCCAUCGCUUGCCGCGCCACUAGUUCACCAUAGAGCGUCGCGCGCGCCGGUGGUCGAGACAACCACAGUUGCCCGGCUGACAACCGCCGAAAACUAGACGAAGCUGCGUAUUAACGAACAACACCGCGAAAAUGUUUUCUGUGGUGUGAAAAUCAAUAGCAACCUUUCGGACAGUGUGUCAAGGACGCCGCACGAAAAUAAUGGCUCCAGCGCAGCAGGACGUUCCCAUCUGUGGGGAGGCCCACCCUCAGAUUAGAUUAAGACUUAACGGCAGUGAUAAUAAGAGUGAAAAUAAAGUGAAUAGUGGUGAUGAUCCAGUACUCCGAAACGAAGACUUCGAUAUUAGUGAAUAUGAAGCGAUGGAAUUCAGGCCGAGGAUAAAGUGGCCAGAUCUCAUAGUACAAGUAGCGUUGCAUUUAGUGUCAUUAUAUGGACUUUAUCUGGUUCUAAGUUUCCAAGUGAAAUUCUUCACAGUAUUAUUUGCAUUUGCCACAAUAUACACGUCGGGCUUCGGCAUCACGGCAGGCGUGCAUCGGCUGUGGUCGCACCGCGCGUAUCGUGCGCGGACGCCGCUACGGGCCCUACUUGCUAUCCUUUUCACUAUUACAGGACAAAGGGACAUCUACACAUGGGCGCUAGACCACCGCGUGCACCACAAGUAUUCCGAGACCGUGGCGGACCCCCACGACAUCCGGCGAGGGUUCUGGUUCGCCCACGUGGGGUGGCUGGUGCUAACCCCCCACCCCGCUGUUGAGAACCGCCGGAUAGCGCUGAAGGAGACCUCCCAGGAUCUGAUGGCAGAUCCCGUUGUGAGACUGCAGAAAAUAUUCUUCAUUCCAAUGUUCGCAUUACUCAACAUAGCUUUACCAGUUUGGAUCCCGUGGCACUUCUGGGAAGAGACCCUGGUGAACAGUUUCGUCAUCAGCUUCGUACUCCGAUUCACCAUCACUCUGAACAUCGCCUAUUGCGUCAACAGCUUCGCCCAUUUAUGGGGAAACAAGCCGUAUGACAGGUUCAUCAAGUCAGUAGAGAACUCAGCCGUGAGCCUGGCAGCCCUGGGCGAGGGCUGGCACAACUACCACCACGUGUUCCCGUGGGACUACCGCACCUCAGAACUGGGCCGCAUCAAUAUCUCAACCAACUUCAUCGACGCCUUCGCCAAGAUUGGAUGGGCAUACGAUUUAAAAGCCGCCACCUCUGCCAUGAUCAUCAACCGAGCUGAGAAGACCGGCGAUGGAACCUUCGGCGAGUCCGAGGAACCGGACCCUUUCCCUGAAGAAUACGCACACUAAAUUACUCUUCCUAUUAAUAUGACGCUGGAUAUCGUCUAUUAUUUUUAAUAAAGGAAUCUUUUCAGUGUGUGAGAAUAUUACAUAAAACUAAAUUUUAAACGACGCGCUCACAUCGAUACUCGAAUCUAACGCUCGUAUUCACAAAAAUUACUAUGAGGUCUCACAGUAUGAGACACACGAACGAACCAAUCACAGAACUCUAUUCAACACUGUGCGUUCGAUUUGCUGCUUCACUUAAGCAAGCAUCGUUUGUGGAUACGGGCGUAACUGGUUGAGUGCAUGCGCCUAACCCUUUAUGCUACAGAUAUCUUGCCUGAUAUGGCGAAAUUGGCUUCUAUAUUUGAUAAACUUUACUAGCUUAGUUACUAAAAUUAUAAAUUUAUUACUAUGGAUCUAAUUUUAUCAAAAUAUUCUAUUUUUGUAAAACUCUGACCACAACAUGUUGAUCGUGGGGUUAAGUUUAUAAGUAUAAAAUAUUUUUUUACCUAACAGUAUUUCACCUCUGUCAUACCUUCAUCGAAAAGCACAUUGCAAUAUGCAUUUUAAAUUCCCUAUCAAGUCAAAGUUUGAUGCAUAAUCGAUCUUACGAGUAUUAGAUAAUAUCUUGGUGUUUAGAUAAUAUAUUAUAAGAUUAAUUAUGUACAAAACAUUGGGAUUCCCAACCAAUUUUUCUAUAUUUUACUCAGGAAAAUCACGGUCCAAUAUGUCGUCCAAAUAUCUAAACACGAUAAAAAUAAUAGAGAUAUUAACUGUUAUCUGAGAGAUUUGUCUGCAAGUGACACGCUAUUAACGAGUUUGGGCGGAUAAAUGAUCCAUUAGAUGAGAAACGAGAUAAUUUAUUUCGUCAUACUUGUUACUUCUACUACGCCGAAGUACUAUAUUUACGCCGAAGUCUUUUAACUUUUCGCGAUCACUUGUCAACGCCAAUAACAAUGAAAAUAAGUCACAAGGUCAUGUUGUAAUAUUCGGAAACAAGCCCCAAACUCGUUGCGGGAAAUUGUAGGUUUCACUUAUUUUCAUACAAAGAACAGAACAGAAAUAUCCUCGAAAAUUCUCUUUGUAGUGACUCACUCAACCUACUAAUUUUCGGUCUUUAAUGGGAAAUCAUGGCUUCUCUUCUUUUGUUGUUAAGUUAAUUAAAGUUAUUUUAUUACGAAACAAGUUUUUAAGUUAUAAGGAAUUGAACACGGGUCAAAGUUGUACAUAUAACCUACGAGUACAUGCUAAAAGUGUUUACUAUGAGAGCCAUAAAGCCUGGAGUGUCAAUCGAAGUGUCCAUAAAAUCGUGCCACUGUCACAAGCCCUCCCGUCUGAACUGGACGAUAAAAAAUAACAACUUGUUAAGGCUUUGUUUUUACUCACUAAUGAAUAAACUGAUAAAAUGUUAAUGCUGUUUUGCAUAUUUUCAGUUUCCAGACGUAUUAAGUCUCCUGACUUAAGCAUUUGUACACAAUUAUUAAACUAUAAAAUAUGUUAAAUUAGAUAACCUAUGUGAUACGCAAUGUUGGUGGCACCUAAAAUAAUAAUUACAACGUGUAAUUGAAUGAACAAAAUCUUCUGAAAUUAAUAGUAGGCACACACAAUAGGUGCUAUUGAGAGUACUAAAAUUACUUUAAUUAGACAUUGGAUAGUAAUUAUUUUUAAAAUAAGUAAUACUUUUGUAUCUUGCCGUGUUUGAAAAUAAAAAAGGAAUAUCAUUUUUACUUCAAAGUUAAAAUUAAUGAGUUGUAGAGAACGAAUCUUAUACGAAUGAAAUUAAAAAGCAUACUUAUGUGUAAUCUGUAAAAACAAUACAAAAUUAUCAUAAAUAUAAUUAUGUAGUUUUGUGAUAUCUGAUACGUUAUUUAAUUGGCAUGUUAUAGAAUUACACUGAAUGCAAUGCUUUUGUUUUCAGUGGAAUGAAAUUCCGAAACAUUUAAUGAUGAAACUUUGAUACAAUAAUAAUCCCCGCAAGCUUUGAAUUUCCUACCUCUGCUAUUUUACGAUGUUAUGAAAUUGUCUUAAACGAGUGUUAACCAGCUAAUUAUAAUGUUAAUAUUAUUGGGUAUAAUCGUAAUGUGUAGUUUCUUAUGAUUUAAAAUAGCAAAAACUACUUUAACAUCAAUAGAAAAAGUAACAGCAAAAUCACGAAACGUCUCCCAAAAUAUCGCAAAAUUAAACGCUGUAGGUACGAGAUUAUUAUGUUAAAUUUAAAAAAACAAUUGCCAUAAUCUGCUCAUGAUUAUGCAUUUGCCAUGUUUCUAUGGGACCAAAUUGUCAACUUUUCAUAGACUUUGAAUUGAUGAUGAAUAUCGAUGUCUGUAACUUCUGCCACAAAACAGGGACGAGAGCACGUCAAGCUACUUAAAGAGUGAAAUAAUUGAUAAAUUAUAAAAUAUCAUUUGUGGAUGCGAUUUUGCAACUGAAUGUCAAAUCUGAUGUGCUAUCGACCGUACUUGCUACAUAAUACCUAUGGUACUUCGUUCGGGAAUCCAAUUAGUUUCAAUUAUUGAAGUCUAUACAUAUAAGCUUGAGGCAUGUUUUUGAAGUAUUAGAAUUAUGAAGUAUAAGAACAGGCUUAAACUUUCUACGAAUUGUUGAAUGUCCGUCUGAUAUUGAGACUCAUCGCAUUAACCUGUCCCCCAAUUUAAAAUUGUUUGAUUUAAAAGUGUUUAGUUCUCCGACACGUUUGGAUGAUACAAGAUUAAAAACGCCAGGAUUAAACACACGAUUCCACAUCAUGCAUGAUGACAGCAUGUAAGUCUAAAGAUAGUAGAAGCACAUUUUCCGGCCAACGAAAAUACUUAUCAGGAAAUCGAACGAUAUGUAGGUAGGUAUACGGUAUAACACAGCGUGACGGAUUUCAAGUUUUAUUUGACAGGCGUAAAUAGGGCGAAGAAAAGAGCGCUCUUUAUGAAAGAUCGAAAAUUACUUUAUCACGUCAAAAUUACAAUACAAUCACAUUUUAAUCGAAAUUAGGUCUAUUCUGUAGUUAAAAUUUUCCAUUUUAAUUUACAAUUACGUAGUAGUACAA
Ostrinia furnacalis (Asian corn borer) is the source of this 4305-nucleotide messenger RNA. RefSeq names its product (11Z)-hexadec-11-enoyl-CoA conjugase. Gene Ontology annotation, cellular component: endoplasmic reticulum membrane. Gene Ontology annotation, molecular function: iron ion binding; stearoyl-CoA 9-desaturase activity. Bases 201 to 1292 code for a protein of 363 amino acids. The transcript has 7 exons. The record is from RefSeq and is a predicted model, not a curated record. Gene Ontology annotation, biological process: unsaturated fatty acid biosynthetic process. NCBI's taxonomy places the organism in Eukaryota, Metazoa, Arthropoda, Insecta, Lepidoptera, Crambidae.